AUGAGCACAUACACCAUAACCAAACAGAUCCCCAGCGCAGGUACUAUUACUGUCAAGAAUAACACUGAGAACCGAAGUGAAACUUUAUCAGGGACACAGAAUCAUGGUCUGAUGUAUGUAAACACUGCUUUCACCAUACUGUACCUCUUCCUUCUAGUUUUCUUCACCGACGUCUAUCUGAUCUCGAGAUACAAGAGUGUCAUGACCAUGACCGAUUAUAUUAUCAUCAACGUGUAUAUCGCCAUCUGUUUGAAAUUUUCAAUAUUAAAUUUGUUGAAAAAGGAAAAGAAGAUAAUGAAAAAUUUAAACAAUUUGCAAAUAAUUUCAAUCGUCUCAUUAUUGUAUUAUAUCUAUUACGAUAAUAUAUUUUAUUUCAAAGUACUAUCAUUAUUAAUAUUCUGCAUAAAUUUGUUGAUUCAGUCCAUAUCCAUCGACCAAGUUAACUUAUCGACUUCGAUAACGAUAAUUUAUUUUUUACCAUUAGUAUCAAAUAAUAGGGUAGAUUCAAACUUAUUAACAUUGGAAAUUCUACUUAACUGUGUUACAUUAAGCUUAAAUUUCAGUAACUCUAAAUUGGUCGUAAAAAAUUUCGUCAUUAAUUCUACGAAUUUACUUCAUUUAUUGGUGAUUAUCAGAUCAUUUACCAAGAUUCAUAAUUAG
This is a messenger RNA of Kazachstania africana CBS 2517, 660 nucleotides long. It is a transcript of the gene IZH4, whose product is annotated as Izh4p. The coding region runs from base 1 to 660 and encodes 219 amino acids. The record is from RefSeq and is a predicted model, not a curated record. Lineage: Eukaryota; Fungi; Ascomycota; Saccharomycetes; Saccharomycetales; Saccharomycetaceae. The transcript has a single exon.